AUGGCUAAGGGAAAGAAAAGCGCUCACACUAAAAGUAAGAUCAUCACUUUAAAGAUGGCCCAAGAUUGUGUGCAGCUCAGUCUGGAUGGCAAACGUUGUCUAGAUUUGAGUUUGAAGGCGAUCAGCACGGUGCCAAAGUGCAUCCAGAAGCUGUUUGAGAUGGAUGAACUGAACCUGAGCAGAAACCUGAUCAGAAAGGUCCCGGACUUCACUGACAAUUUCAUCAGCAUCAAAGUUUUGGAUCUGCACACUAACUAUCUGGAGGAGCUCCCUGUGUCUAUUGGUCGACUACAGAACCUGCUGGUCUUAAACCUCUGUAACAACCGUCUGACAGGCCUCCCCAGUGAGGUUGGCCUCCUGAAGAAGCUCCACACCCUCAACCUGGGGCUGAACCUGCUCAACGCUCUCCCCGCCUCUAUCGCUGGGCUGAAAGAGCUCUGUCACAUCGGCCUCUCUGACAACAGAUUCGAGCGCUACCCUGGCUGCCUCUUAAAGCUACCAAAGCUGGAGAAGGUCAACCUGGACAGAAACCCCCUCCUCUCUGAGAAAACAACCAACCAGGAGUCACCAGUGCUCACAGAGAGGCUGCACAUGGUGAAGGAGAGCUCCCUGUGUGAGGACUGUCUCUGUAAGUUCAAAGCUGAGAUGAGGAUGCUGGAGGAUGCUGAAUGGAAUGAACCUUAA
This is a messenger RNA of Cheilinus undulatus (humphead wrasse), 684 nucleotides long. It is a transcript of the gene lrrc18b, whose product is annotated as leucine rich repeat containing 18b. Gene Ontology annotation, molecular function: protein binding. The record is from RefSeq and is a predicted model, not a curated record. Bases 1 to 684 code for a protein of 227 amino acids. Lineage: Eukaryota; Metazoa; Chordata; Actinopteri; Labriformes; Labridae. The transcript is spliced from 2 exons.